ACAGAGGAAACGGUACAACCAGAGAACGUCUCCGGCCAGCAGGGGCUCUUUAACUAGGUUUUUUUCACAGUUGUCAUUUAGAAUAAAGUUUACGGUUAUGGGGUAUGGGCGAUAAGGAUCUGGAGAAAUUCCGACAACAGUGGAGGGAAGAGAUUACGGAGCGCAACGUCUCGGCCGGCGUUAGAUACGGCGAAGGGAGCGGCAAAAAGCGGCGCAAGCGGGGGCCGGGGCCCGGUUACCAUGGGGACGGAGAGGGGGGUGACCCAUCAGCUCCGAGGCCCGGUUACCAUGGGGACGGGGGUGACCCGGGACUCGGUCACGAGGACUGUGAGGGCGGGUCCAAGGCGGAGGGGCCGAGUGGCCGGCAGCAGGUAGUCCCAGGAAACGCGGAUUAUUUCUACCUGGCCGAGAGUCUGCUGGAGGGCCGGACCAGCCCGCUCAGGGAGCGCCUGGAAGGUGGGCGAUGCGGCGGGGUCGCCGGCCGCAGAGGGAAGGGGCCAGCAGCCCGGGCCUGUGACAAACCCUCGGACCGAGCCGGACAGACCCCCAGCAACAAGAGAGAGAACCUGCUCGAUCAACUCAUCAAUGAUUUGGAUGAAAUAAAUGAAAUCCCCUUUUUUGAUAUUGACCUGCCGUAUGAGCUAGCACUGAAAAUAUUUGCAUAUCUUGGUAAAACUGAACUUGGAAGAUGUGCUCAGGUGAGUAAAGCCUGGCAGGUUAUUGCAGAGGAUGAGGUGCUUUGGUAUAAGCACUGCUUGAAGGCAGGCUACCAGGUUAAGGCAGACAUUGGUGACUUCACAUGCUGGAAGGCUGUUUUGCGAGAUUCCAUGAAGAAGGAACAAACAUUGCGAGCCAACUGGAAGAACCGUAUUGGAGCUGCAAGCCAGUUGCAGUAUGAUGUGGGAGGAAUAUUAUGUGAUGCACACUCAUGCAAUGGAUUGGUAGUUUCUGGAUACACAUCAGGAGACGUGAGAAUGUGGGACAUAAGCACCUGGGACAGCAGUGCCUUGUAUCUGGAAACGUCACGCAGCUCUGCAGAACUUGGACCACGGCCACACGUCUCUUUUGUGAGGAUAAAUAGCACCAUAGCAGUGGCGGCUUACAAGGGCGGUGCUGUUGAUGUAUGGAGCACAGUUCUUGCACGGGAACCAGUUCAUCAUUAUCAACAUACCCAAGAGAUACAGGCUAUAGCAGUGGCAUCAGACAGUGCUGCAAUAGCAACUUGCUCAGGCUAUCAAGUAAGAUUAGAAUCGAGUGAUGAGAAAGGAUAUUGGCGGAGAGCAUACGAGUUUGAACUCCAGAAACUGGUUAGCUACCUUCAGCUUGUUCCAGGUGUUGCUGUAAAUACAGAUGAAAAUCAACCAGUAGUAGCAGCAGCUGAAGAUACUGUUUACUUACUCAACCAUGAUACAGAGCCAAAGAUACUUCACUCCAUCUAUGGAAAUACUGUGACCUGCCUGGAUGUAUCUAUUAAUCGGAUUGCCUGUGGUGUCAAAAGUUUUGGUUGGAUAAUGAGCCAUGGCAAUAAGGUACAAGUUUAUUGCCUACAAACAUCUCAACCUUUGGCAACACUGGGGAACACUGCAGGAGACUUCACCUGUGUGAACCUAAAGGAUAGUCCUCCUUAUCUAGCCAUUACUGGAAACAAGGACAGGAAUGUGUGUCAACUCUUCUCUUUUAGGGUGAGAGUAUAUGACCUUCGGACAAGUAAAGAAGUGAUAUCACUCUAUGGCCAUCAACUGGGUGUUUCAUCAGUGCAAAUGGAUGACUGGAAGAUUGUCAGUGGUGGUGAAGAGGGAUUGGUUUGUGUGUGGGAACAACGAAUGGGAACCAAACUCUGGGAAAUGCAUUCCAGGCAUCCUGUACGACACUUACGUUUUGGUGCACACACGCUGGUCACAGCAAAUAUACCUGAUGAGAAAUGUCCAAGAGGAGCCAGUAUCAUGGAUGAUGAUUUAACAGCUCAUCGUAGACAUCGAGGAAUUAUUUAUGUCUAUGACUUUUCAGUCGAUAAAUCAGCUCCUGUCUUACCAAUCUGUUGUUCAACAUAUGAUGAAGAUGUUGGCUACAGCUAUAACAUAGCACUUUCAAUGCCCUAUGACCAAAUCAAGUGAAUAUCUGUCAUCUCGUGGAUAUAUUGGUUCCAUUACAGUCAUAUAGUAAUUCUAAAAGUAAUGUAAUUGACUUACAUUUCAAUAUGUAAGGAAAUAAUACUUCUCAGGAGAACUCUAAGGAGGCAUCAAGGACAAUGGAGAGACAUCUGAACUGGAAAUGACCCUCAGCCCUGAAAUUCCCCAAGGACUUACCACCAAACUUUGAAGAAAAGUGGCAAAAAUAGUCGUUUCAGCCAGCUUUCAACAGGAGUUCCAGCGCACUCCUACAUAGAUUAUAGCAGGAGACUUUGUCUUCUGUUUAAAUGUUUCUAAUUCUUUUGAUUUUUCUUCCUUUUAUAAAUUGUUUCUCAUGAAUUUUAGAGCAACAGUUUUCAUGCAUGGUCAUGUGAGGACAGGAAUGUUGGCUUCCGCUUCGAUUGCAUAAUUCACAGGAUGAUAUGUUUUGCAAGUAAUGCAAAGAAAGCAGUAGACUGUUUUCAACAAAUAGUUUAUUGUCUUAAGCUUUCAAUAAAGUUCCCAAAUAGU
Molecule: messenger RNA, 2639 nt
Organism: Carcharodon carcharias (great white shark)
Lineage: Eukaryota; Metazoa; Chordata; Chondrichthyes; Lamniformes; Lamnidae
Gene: fbxw8
Product: F-box and WD repeat domain containing 8
Exons: 11
Coding region: 105-2114 (669 amino acids)
Cellular component (GO): preribosome, large subunit precursor
Molecular function (GO): protein binding
Source: RefSeq, a predicted model, not a curated record